Messenger RNA from Acanthisitta chloris (rifleman), 669 nucleotides. RefSeq names its product transmembrane 4 L six family member 1 (gene TM4SF1). The record is from RefSeq and is a predicted model, not a curated record. Gene Ontology annotation, cellular component: membrane. The transcript is spliced from 5 exons. The coding region runs from base 58 to 669 and encodes 203 amino acids. Lineage: Eukaryota; Metazoa; Chordata; Aves; Passeriformes; Acanthisittidae.
ACAGGGAUGAGAUAGAUUGGAUCAGACUAGUGGAAGGGGGACUGUAGAGCUGAAGAGAUGUGUUUUGGAAGGUGUGCUAGAUGUGUUGGUUAUAAGUUGCUCAUCCUUGCUCUGCUCUGCAUUGUGGCCAACACUUUACUUUAUUUUCCCAAUGGAGAAACAAGAUUUGCUUCAGAGCAUCACCUCGGCAAAUACGUGGAAUGCCUUCACGGCAUUCUAGGUGGAGGCUUCCUGGUACUCAUUCCAGCUGCAGUGUUCAUUGGGCUGCACAAUGAUGACUGCUGUGGGUGCUUUGGCCACCAGGGCUGCGGGAAGAGCUGCGCGAUGCUGUCCUCGGUUCUGGCAGCCUUUGUUGGGAUCCUUGGCUCUGGAUACUGUAUAAUCAUUUCAGCACUGGGCUUGUCUCAAGGACCAUAUUGUUUUACCCACCUAGAGAGAAACUGGAACUAUCCUUUCACUGAUUCCUCUGGAGGGUACUUGUUUGAGUAUAACAAGUGGUCUCGAUGUCAAGAACCUCAAAACAUUGUGCAGUGGAAUGUCACCCUGUUUUCCAUCCUCCUUGUCUUGGGAGGAAUAGAGUUCAUUCUGUGCUUCAUACAGAUAAUCAAUGGCAUUCUUGGAGGACUGUGUGGGUUGUGCUGCAAUCAUGAGGAGACAUAUGCUUGCUAG